Messenger RNA from Alosa alosa (allis shad), 2622 nucleotides. It is a transcript of the gene hspa8b, whose product is annotated as heat shock protein family A (Hsp70) member 8b. Lineage: Eukaryota; Metazoa; Chordata; Actinopteri; Clupeiformes; Clupeidae. Gene Ontology annotation, cellular component: cytosol; cytoplasm; nucleus. Gene Ontology annotation, biological process: vesicle-mediated transport; cellular response to unfolded protein; protein refolding. The record is from RefSeq and is a predicted model, not a curated record. The coding region runs from base 277 to 2226 and encodes 649 amino acids. The transcript has 9 exons. Gene Ontology annotation, molecular function: ATP-dependent protein folding chaperone; heat shock protein binding; ATP hydrolysis activity.
ACUCAAUAUGCCUAACGCUAACAUUAGCAAGACAAGGCACACCCUCGCUUCUGCUGCUUCGAUUUUACAUUACAACUGAAUGUUGUGUCCAUAGAAUCUAUGUCAAUAGAAAAAUACGACCAUUAACGAGAUUUACUUCAAAUGGCUUAAUGUUGCUAUGAAAGUUAAUAUCCAACGUUAAUACACUAAGUUAGUCCGUUGGUUAUCAAAUGUGGCCGUGAAAUAACGUGUUUUCUGACGUUGACGGAAACGACGGCCUAAGUGGAAAGAGGGAACAUGUCCAAGGGACCAGCAGUUGGCAUUGACCUGGGGACCACCUACUCCUGUGUGGGGGUCUUCCAGCAUGGCAAAGUAGAGAUCAUCGCCAACGACCAGGGAAACAGGACCACACCCAGCUAUGUUGCCUUCACAGACUCGGAAAGAUUGAUAGGUGAUGCUGCAAAGAAUCAAGUGGCAAUGAACCCAACCAACACAGUCUUUGACGCCAAGAGGCUGAUUGGGCGGCGGUUCGAUGACACUGUGGUGCAGUCUGACAUGAAGCACUGGCCCUUUACGGUCAUCAAUGACUCGACACGGCCCAAGGUGCAGGUCGAGUACAAGGGCGAGACCAAGGCCUUCUACCCUGAGGAGAUCUCCUCCAUGGUGUUGGUCAAAAUGAAGGAGAUCGCUGAGGCCUACCUGGGGAAAACUGUUACCAACGCUGUCGUCACGGUGCCAGCCUACUUCAAUGACUCCCAGCGCCAGGCCACUAAAGACGCUGGAACCAUCUCUGGCCUGAACGUGUUGAGAAUUAUCAACGAGCCCACAGCCGCCGCCAUCGCGUACGGCCUGGAUAAGAAGGUUGGUGCAGAGAGGAACGUCCUCAUCUUUGAUCUGGGCGGUGGCACUUUUGACGUGUCCAUCUUGACAAUCGAGGAUGGCAUCUUUGAGGUGAAGUCUACAGCUGGAGACACUCAUCUGGGUGGCGAGGACUUCGACAACCGCAUGGUUAACCACUUCAUCUCUGAGUUCAAGCGCAAGUACAAGAAAGACAUCAGCGACAACAAGCGCGCUGUGCGUCGUCUGCGCACGGCCUGCGAGAGGGCCAAGCGCACACUUUCCUCCAGCACCCAGGCCAGCAUCGAGAUCGACUCACUCUACGAGGGCAUCGACUUCUACACGUCCAUCACCAGGGCCCGCUUCGAGGAGCUCAACGCUGACCUUUUCCGCGGCACACUCGACCCUGUGGAGAAGUCGCUCAGGGACGCCAAGCUAGACAAAGCCCAGAUCCACGAUAUCGUGCUGGUGGGCGGAUCCACCCGCAUCCCAAAGAUCCAGAAGCUUCUACAGGACUUCUUCAACGGCAAGGAGCUCAACAAGAGCAUCAACCCCGACGAAGCAGUCGCCUAUGGAGCAGCUGUCCAGGCAGCCAUCUUGUCUGGAGACAAGUCUGAAAAUGUGCAGGACCUGCUGUUGCUGGACGUCACGCCGUUGUCCCUGGGUAUUGAGACCGCCGGCGGCGUCAUGACGACACUCAUCAAGAGGAACACUACCAUCCCGACCAAACAAACACAGACAUUCACCACUUACUCCGACAACCAGCCUGGAGUACUCAUUCAGGUAUACGAGGGUGAAAGGGCUAUGACAAAGGACAACAACCUCCUGGGGAAGUUCGAGCUGACAGGCAUCCCCCCAGCUCCCCGCGGCGUUCCCCAGAUCGAGGUCACCUUUGACAUCGACGCCAAUGGCAUCAUGAACGUCUCUGCUGUGGACAAGAGCACUGGCAAGGAGAACAAGAUCACAAUCACCAACGACAAAGGGCGCCUCAGCAAAGAGGACAUUGAGCGCAUGGUGCAGGAGGCUGAGAAGUACAAGUCUGAGGAUGAUGUGCAGCGUGAAAAGGUGUCCGCCAAAAACGGCCUGGAGUCCUACUCCUUCAACAUGAAGUCCACCGUGGAGGACGAGAAGCUGAAGGGCAAGAUCAGUGACGAGGACAAGCAGAAGAUUCUCGACAAGUGCAACGAGGUCAUCAGCUGGCUUGACAAGAACCAGAGUGCUGAGAAGGAUGAGUUUGAGCACCAGCAGAAGGAGCUAGAGAAGGUGUGUAACCCAAUCAUCACCAAGCUGUACCAGGGUGCUGGCGGCAUGCCCGAGGGGAUGCCUGGUGGAAUGCCCGGUGGCUUCGGGGGCGCAGGCGCUGCACCAGGAGGAGGGUCCUCCGGACCAACCAUCGAGGAGGUCGACUAAGGCAUUCCACGGCCAAACCACUCUCCCUAUUGCUAACGCCAGCUCACACACACACACACACACACACACACUCUCACUCACUCACUCACUCACUCUCUCACAGACACACACACUCACACUCCAGUUUCCCCUCCCGCACCAAUGGCAGGCGCAUGUUUGUUUUGCGUGAGACCUUUUCCUGAAAUGUGUUCUUUCAUAAGCAUUACUAUCUAAUUUUCCCAGUUUGUUAAAGCAAUGCGUUCUGAAACUGCUCCACUGUAAAAGACUUUCACUGGAAUCUGAGCGCCUGACAGGUCACUUAUGCUCAGGUGGUUAAAAUCACCCCAUUUCCUUUUGUUCCAUCUCCUUGGUAUUUUCUUUAUUUUUGAAUUUUUUUAUUUAUUUAUUUUUUUUUUU